Hyla sarda is the source of this 3814-nucleotide messenger RNA. It is a transcript of the gene CDH16, whose product is annotated as cadherin 16. Gene Ontology annotation, biological process: multicellular organism development; cell morphogenesis; calcium-dependent cell-cell adhesion. Lineage: Eukaryota; Metazoa; Chordata; Amphibia; Anura; Hylidae. The transcript is spliced from 18 exons. Gene Ontology annotation, molecular function: cadherin binding; calcium ion binding. Bases 37 to 2508 code for a protein of 823 amino acids. Gene Ontology annotation, cellular component: catenin complex; plasma membrane; adherens junction. The record is from RefSeq and is a predicted model, not a curated record.
UUUUUGUCCUUCACGCGUCAGGUCAGAGUUGCUGAUAUGAUGAACUGUUUAUGUCUCAUAACCAUCUUGUCUACAACUAUUCAGGUCACAAUUUCAUCCGCCUAUAACAAAACAAUUCAAGUUCCUGAAAAUUACAGAGGAACAUUCCCCUUGUACUUAACUAAGAUAGAGCUGGGAGCAGAUGGCCAGUAUGUUCCAGAGCUGGCUGGAAACGAUGAAGGAAUAUUUGAGUUGGAGCCAGACUCAGGAUUUUUAUGUGCUCUCAAGCCCUUUGAUCGGGAAACCAAGGAUUCCUACACUGUAAUGAUUACAGGAAAAAAUUGGACAGUGACUGUACACAUUGAGGUGACAGACGAUAAUGAUAACAUGCCUAUUCUGAACCCUAGCACACUGCAUGGGAUUGUCAACAGAGGAAGCAGAGCAGGUGUUGCUUUUAUACAUGUUCAAGCUACAGAUGCUGAUGAUCCGGCUUCAAAAAAUGUAGAUUUACGUUACACUUUCCAGGAUAGUGACCAGACUCUAUUCCAGAUAGACCCCAGGUCCGGAGCAUUGUCCUUAACAGAAGAAGGUGUCACAUACCUAUCUCAUGUUGAGGAGAGCCACUUUAAACUUGAAGUUCGGGUGAAGGACAUGGGCGACGAUCCUAUAGGUUACAUGGCAUCCGGAAUGCUGGAAAUCUUCAUUGCGGAAAAUACUUGGGUUUCUCCAAGUCCUGUAUCUAUUCCUGAAAACCAAAAAGGAAAUUAUCCCCAUAUGAUUUCUACAGUGCUAUGGAAUAGUACAGAGGUUCAGUACUGCCUUUCAGGGAAGUUUGCAGAGGAUUUGUUCACAAUCGAUGAGUCUGGAUACAUUUAUGUGACAGAGGAACUGGACAGAGAACGACAAUCACAGUACCAGAUCCAAAUAUCGGCUCUAAAUGUAGACAAUGUUCUGUACAGUGAUCCCUUGGAGAUGACUGUUACUGUGAUAGAUGAGAAUGAUAAUGCACCUAUAUUCCCUCAAGAAACCUAUCAUGUUGAAAUUACAGAGGAAACAGCACAAGGGACUUUGCUUAUUGAACUUAAGGCUGAAGAUGCUGAUGACCCACAGUCCAGUAAUGCACAGAUCAGGUAUAGGAUUGUGAGACAAGAGCCCCAGCUGCCCAGGGAUAACAUAUUUCACAUUGGGGAAAGCACUGGACACCUAACAUUGCUGGAUGAUACUCUAAAGGCUGAGACUGCAAAGAGAUACAUCCUUGAAGUAUUAGCAGCUGAUCUGGAUGGAGCAGAGGGAGGGUUAAGCACCAGCUGUACAGUGAUAAUUGGCGUGGUGGAUUUAAAUAACAAUCCUCCGGUCUUUGAGAAGAAUCAGUUUCCACCCUAUGUUGUGCCAGAGGACGCAGAGAUUGGUGCAGUACUCGUAACACUGACUGUAACGGAUCAGGAUGAGGACCUAGAAAAUAAACUGACAGCCUUUUUUAUAGUAUCUGGGAAUGAAGACCAAACCUUUGGCCUCAGAGCUGAUCAGGAACAAAACACGGUGUCCAUUAUCCUCAAACAGGAUCUGGAUUAUGAGCAAGUUAAUGAAUACACCCUGGUCAUUGUGGCAAGGAACAUGGCUGAACUUACAGGAGCAGAGUAUGGCAAUAGCUCUACUGCAACUAUUCUUAUUAGUGUUGGCAAUGUAAAUGAAGCACCUGUAUUUACAUUGAAUCAUUAUGAGGCCCAGGUACCUGAAGAUACACAGAUCGGUUCAAUAAUACUGACAUUGGCAGCCUCCGAUCCAGAUUUAGCUGACCAGACUAAUUUGCGCUACAGCAUCAUUAAUGAUUCCAAAAAAUGGUUUUCCAUCCAUGAGGAUUCUGGUCAGAUUCAGCUUCUCCAUCCAUUGGACAGGAAGCAGUUUGGAGACACUUAUUGCAUGCAGGUCAUAGCACGCGACAGAGGGGAACCAGGUCUAUCAGCUACUGCAGAUGUUGUGAUACGGAUACUAGAUGCUAACAUGUACAUUCCCAGCAACAGUAAUGUUCCAAAUGGCAACAAUGCAAAUGAGUAUUUCUGCACACCAAAACGAGAGAAACAGAGAGUUAUUAUUCAAGUACGUAACAGAGAUUCAGCAGGAAUCAGCACCCCCUUCACAGUCAGGCUUCCUGAUGACGCUACACUUCUUCGACAAUGGAAGGUGACUGCUCUAAAUGGCACCCAUGCUUAUCUAUCCAUGGCAGUUCGUUACAUUGAACCUGCAAUCCAUCAUGUGCCGGUCAUCAUUACUGAUAAUGGAACUGAUCCCCAGAAUAUAUAUGUUCAACUAAAAGUUACAGUAUGUCGCUGUAGUACCAGAGGUCACUGCAAGAUAGACGUGGACAUGAUGGAAGGCAUGCCUACAGUCUCUUCAGCAUUGGGAAUCACCUUGGGCACUUUGGCAGCAAUAGGUCUUAUUGUUAUCAUUAUCUUCAGUCACUUGGCCCUUUCACCCCCGAUUAAGAAGACAGAGACAGCAGACACCAUUCCGCUGCAGCGCAUGACUUGAAUGAACUGCUGUUGCGUGGAACACACUGUCAUAAUACGGCAGUGAACCCAGUUGGUACCAGUGGGUGCUUUCUAUCAUGUACCAUUGUGCUAGAUUCUUUAUUUUUUUUAAUACCUGCAAAUAGAGGCUAUAUCCACUCUUUCUGCUUUAAUAUAUCAAUAUAUCUCACAAAGUGUUUCCUUUAGUUUUCUUAAUUUCUAAAAAAAAAAAAAAAAAAUGUUGCAAAAGAUUUAAAUUUAAACAAUAUUGUAAUAGUGGCUCAAUUUGUUUCUUUAGGUAAAAGUGACCUGCACUUAAAAAGUACAUAGGAAAAAAAAAUAAUCCACCUGAGGUUUAUAAGCAGGUUAACCAGUGUCACCUCAAUAAUGGACUUCCAGUAGUAUUAUAAUACAUUGCAUUUAAUGGAAAAAGGGAGGAAUGUUUUCUGUAUUUUUAAAUAAACAUUGAGUAUGUUCUUGUUGUUUUAUUUAGCACAAUGAUAAAGUGAAUAUAGAUUGCUUCCUUAAAGGGUGUGUUUAUAGGAGAAAUAGAAAAGAUAACACAGGAAGUAACAUAUGGCAAUAGGUUAAUAAUACAUGCAGUGUUUGUUUUCAGUUUAGGAUGACUCAGGUAUGCAUAUUGAGCUAAAUGCACAGAACAGUAGAGAUUUUAGCCCAAAAAAUGGUUGCAACAUUUUGCAUAUUUUUUUUAGAUGGUUUUCAUGCCACAGUGUUUUUUUAUUUUAAUUUUUUAUGUUUUUCAUGUUUUAUAUGCAGUUUUUUGAGCCAAAGCUAAAAAUGGUUCCAGCAUGGAGCAUUUCUUAAUCCUUCUUUUAUUUCCAAUUUCUUUUGAAUUUACUCCUGGCUUUGACUCCAUAAACUAAAUCAAAAAGCAAGUGACAUUUUUCCAAAAAACUGUAUGAAGCCCCCCUUAAUCUAAGAUACUAUAGUAGAUCAAAGAAAAAAACAUCAAAUGGGGAAACAGUCGCAACUUAUUGUUUUCCAGAUGUGGAGAACAUAAAGGGGUUGUCUGGCAAAAAUAUAUUCUUCGUUAACAAUGAGGCAGGCCACCGCUGCGGCCAGUGACUGUGAAAGUGAAGACUGGAGGUAGGUCGAUGCAAGACAUUGCUGCUCUGCCGAUCAUUGGUCGCAGCAGUGUCUAGUCGCAGUCAGUGAUUGGCUAAGCAGCACUCUUUGACGUCAGGGCCCAAGCACCAGGAGGUAAAAAGCAACGGAGACCAGGAGCAGUGGAUUUGGAAAAGUAUAAGCAUUUUAUGAAGCAGGAAAUUUGGCACAUUAGAUACCAAAACCAUUAAAGGGUUUUUUGG